GGAAGUACUCCGUCAUGGCGUCUUACUUCACGGUUGGUCCGAAACGUUAGAUUUUGUGUCAUGACUUUUGCUUUAGGAUACGUUUCCAAGCGUCAUAAUGCGGCGCUACAUACGUGCACUGAUACUGUGCAUGGUAUUCGCCGUGUUUUCGGGCUUGUACGUGUACAAUAAGCCGUUUUACUCGGACGUGUCGGUCGGAGGAAACGGAGCGAAGAGGGGUCCCGUCCCACCGAGAGACCCCGGAGCCAGGCGAGGGGCUGCGGCCAGGAAUGGGGACCAAAACCCACCACACUGGGACAAUAGGAUUGCCGUGCGUCAGGCCGGUCAGAUGGAGGCGGCUGGACGUGGCGUUGGGGGCAGACCGGAGCCUCCGAUGCACCUGGCAGUGGUGGCCUGCGGGGAGAGGCUGGAGGAGACCGUCACCAUGAUCAAGUCGGCCGUGCUUUUCAGCAUAAAGCGCCUCCACCUGCACAUCUUUGCAGAGGAUCAGCUGCACGCUGGCUUCAUGGAAACCUUGGAGUCGUGGACCGGUUUUGUUCGCUCCAAGUUCAACUACACGGUUCACCCCAUCAGCUUCCCCAGUGACAACGCAGCCGAGUGGAAGAAGCUCUUCAAACCCUGUGCUUCCCAGAGGCUCUUCCUACCCCUAAUCCUAAAGGACGUGGACUCGAUUGUGUACGUGGACUCGGACAUCCUCUUCCUGCAGUCCGUGGACCACCUGUGGGCCUUCCUGUCCCGGUUUAAGCCGUCCCAGCUGGCCGCCAUGGCCCCGGAGCACGAGGAGCCCCGCAUCGCCUGGUACAGCCGCUUCGCCCGCCACCCCUUCUACGGCCCCACCGGCGUCAACUCGGGCGUCAUGCUCAUGAACCUGACCCGGAUGAGGAGAGCCUUCUUCAGGAACGACAUGACGCCGGUGGGGCUGCGCUGGGAAGAACUGCUGAUGCCUCUCCUCCAGAAAUACAAGCUGAAUAUAACCUGGGGAGACCAGGACCUGCUAAACAUCAUUUUCCACCACAACCCCGAGCUGCUGAUGGAGUUCCCGUGCAAGUGGAACUACCGGCCCGACCACUGCAUCUACGGCAGCAACUGCGCCUCCGCUGAGGAGGACGGCGUCUACAUUCUGCACGGGAACAGAGGGGUCUACCACGACAACAAGCAGCCCGCCUUCAGGGCCGUGUACCAGGCCAUUAGAAAGUACGCCUUCGGUGCCGACCCAGUGUCCGCGCUGCUGGACCCUCUGGAGGAGGACCUGCUGAAGACCACACACACCUACUGCGGCAAAUCCCACGGGCUGUUCACCAAGACGCUGACCCGCAGCCUGGCACUGGUCAGCGGGGAAGCUGCAGGCCGCCGGUGACCCGAACAGAGGAAAAAAAACAGCCCUGAGCUCCCUUUUUUAUUUAUUUAUCCUUUAAAAUGCUGAACAGCACAGCACGACACAGCAGCCCAGUUUAAACACGACAAAAGUGGCAAAACUGUGAAGCUGGGAAGUUCUAACGGAGAACAGCUGCCUCAGAGCUCCGUCAGACAACUGGAAUAGUGUCAGACUGAGACUAAAAACUAGGCAGCUUUAGCGAAUCACUCAGGAAUUUAGCAGGAUGGAAAUCUCUGAACACUGAUGCCACUGCUGAAGAUGCAAACAUAUCUGCCUUCAUCCUCUCUAAAGAGUUCCUGCUUUUGUCUGCAUGGGAAACUUUUGCUGACUGACUAAAGGCACAGAAGGGAAAAGGAGGAGCUCCAGACUUCCCAUAUUGAAGAAUCUAUUCUGAAGAUUUGAGAACUGGACCACCGUUUGUCAUCUCUGAGAGCUCAAAGAUCAUUUCAAUGAAUGUGUGUGUGUGUGUACGUUGGGUGGGGGAUUUUCCCCUAGUUUUUGUCUUAAUGCUGAAAAGUUUGAGCCAUGUGCACAUAUGCAACCAUCCCGCCCUCAUUACCACUUCUGUCAGGCUACUUUUUAAGUUACAUUUUUAAAAAAAAGCUGUUUUCUUGCUGCAGACAUGCAGAAAUGUUGGGGAUGUGUGCUGAAGCAUCCGAUACUGCAGUGCCUGAGCAUAUCGGUGUGUCGACAAAUAACUGUUUAACAUGAGAAUAAGCUAAAAGUUCUCGAUUGAUGCCAAAGAAUGUUUUUAUGUCUGUGAUGUUUUCAUCACUGCUGAAUGUAUUAUGAAUAAAAUGAGAUAGAGUGUGA
Messenger RNA from Menidia menidia (Atlantic silverside), 2188 nucleotides. NCBI's taxonomy places the organism in Eukaryota, Metazoa, Chordata, Actinopteri, Atheriniformes, Atherinopsidae. The record is from the annotation of a GenBank genome assembly.